CUGGCGGCGUGAGGCGCGCGGCCCGGAGCGGGCGCGGCGGAGCCCCACCAUGCGGAGGCCGGCCCCGGCGGCGCGGGAGCCGGAGCGGGGGCCCGAGCAGACGCCGGAGCCCGAGCACGAGAGGCCGCGGGGCCCGGAGCGGGGGGCCGAGCCGCGCUGCUGAGGCCGGCCCGACGCCCGGCGCCGCCCGCGGGCCCGGCCACGGCGGAGCCCAGCUGGGAGCCACAAAAUUUAAGGCAGUGGGCCUGUGAGCACAAUGUCUCCUUCCCCCGAGAGCGACCCUGAGGCCACCGAGGUGAGCGUUGCAGCCGGGCCCAUGCCAUCAUCUCAGUAGGCGGAGCCGCGGGCUGCCACCUGCCCACACCAGGUGCCAUGGCGCACUAGCCGCGAGGAGCCGGGACCUCAGCUUUCGCAGUCUCGGGAUUUGCACGGCAGCAGAGUCACCGUGGAGAGGCCAGGGUAUCACAAACUUAUGGAUUUUGACAAGAAAGGAGGGAAAGGGGAGUCGGAGGAGGGCCGGAGAAUGUCCAAGGCCGGCGGGGGCCGCAGCAGCCAUGGCGUCAGGAGCUCGGGGACCAGCUCAGGGGUCCUGAUGGUGGGCCCCAACUUCCGCGUUGGCAAGAAGAUUGGCUGCGGCAACUUUGGGGAGCUUCGCCUAGGAAAGAAUCUCUAUACAAACGAAUACGUGGCUAUCAAAUUGGAGCCAAUCAAGUCUCGGGCCCCGCAGCUGCACCUGGAGUACCGGUUCUACAAGCAGCUCAGCGCCGCAGAGGGCGUCCCUCAGGUCUACUACUUCGGCCCCUGCGGGAAGUACAACGCCAUGGUGCUGGAGCUGCUGGGGCCCAGCCUGGAGGACCUGUUCGACCUGUGCGACCGGACCUUCACGCUCAAGACGGUGCUCAUGAUCGCCAUCCAGCUGAUCACGCGGAUGGAGUACGUGCACACCAAGAGCCUCAUCUACCGCGACGUGAAGCCCGAGAACUUCCUGGUGGGGCGGCCGGGCAGCAAGCGGCAGCACGCCAUCCACAUCAUCGACUUCGGCCUGGCCAAGGAGUACAUCGACCCCGAGACCAAGAAGCACAUCCCCUACCGCGAGCACAAGAGCCUGACGGGCACGGCGCGCUACAUGAGCAUCAACACGCACCUGGGCAAGGAGCAGAGCCGCCGCGACGACCUGGAGGCCCUGGGCCACAUGUUCAUGUACUUCCUGCGCGGCAGCCUGCCCUGGCAGGGGCUCAAGGCCGACACGCUCAAGGAGCGUUAUCAGAAGAUCGGGGACACCAAGCGGGCCACGCCCGUCGAGGUGCUCUGCGAGAACUUCCCAGAGGAGAUGGCCACGUACCUGCGCUACGUGCGGCGCCUGGACUUUUUCGAGAAGCCCGACUACGAUUACCUGCGGAAGCUUUUCACUGACCUCUUCGAUCGCAGCGGCUUCGUGUUCGACUAUGAGUACGACUGGGCCGGGAAGCCCUUGCCAACACCCAUCGGCACCGUCCACUCAGACCUGCCCUCCCAGCCGCAGCUUCGGGACAAAGCCCUGCUACACAGCAAAAACCAGGCGCUGAACUCCACCAACGGGGAGCUGAAUGCAGAUGACCCCACGGCUGGUCACUCCAACGCCCCUAUCACGGCCCCUGCAGAGGUGGAGGUGGCCGAUGACACCAAGUGCUGCUGCUUCUUCAAGAGGAGAAAGAGAAAAUCUUUGCAGCGGCACAAGUGAGCCCUGGCACAUGCAGCGCUGUGAGCCUUCUCCGGUGCGGUCCCUGGGGGCACGACCUUGUCCACGAGGCCCUUGGGGCCCACCCACUGCGGCCCAGGGCCGGACUCUGACCGAAGCCAGGAUGCAGACUGCAGGGGCUGCGGGGCCUCAGUCAGCCCACUGGCACCCCCACCCCCGGGAUGUGGGGUCACUUCAUUCACGUAAGACUUUGGCCGAAAUUUUUACACUUGUGUCUAGUUCUCCCCUCCAAGAGCAUUAACUAUUUAAAACAAGAAAAAAAAAGGAAAAAAACAGAGGCCUGUCCUGCCCCUGCCCCUCCCGCCCGUCUCUGCUGAAGUGAGUAGUGUCGUCCUGGAGGCCCGCCAGGCUGUGGCUGGCCCGCCCCCGUUAGCCUCAUAAAGUCCAGCUUGUCUCCCUCAAUCCAAAGGCCAUUUUCUCGAGGCGGGGGGUAGACCCGGCCUGGGAGGGGGCGUUGCAGGGCCAUCUUUCUUGGACCCAACCAGGAGGGGCACAGGCCUUGCUGCCAGGGGUGAGGCCGUGCCCUGGGCCUCCCCCAAACCAAAGGGGAAGGUGGGGGUGGGGCCACGGCCAUGGCUGGAGCCAGCCCCCCAACCAAAAUGCUGCACCAAAGCUCGGGCGCCAGCAGGCAUAGCCACCACAGCCUCUUCCUAGCGCAGCCUCCACUGGAUGGGUGGUGCUUGACGCACCUGCUCCUGGAGACUGUGCCCAGAACCUGCAAGGGGUGGCCGGCUGUCGUCACCCCUGCCCAGCCAUGCUCGGGCCACCUGGGCCCUGCUGCCUCAGGCGUGUGGCAUGUGGUUUCUGGUCUCUGCUCUGCCACCUGGCAAAGCAGCAGGAGACAAAACGCCUUAAAGCCCCCAGCCCAGCCCCACAGGUUUGUGAGCGGGGGGCAUGGGGGCAGCCAUGGGCCAUGGUGGGGGUAUCCCUGGUGGGGUCCCCGGGAGGCUGCCAGGUGGAGCAGAUGCAGCUGUGGCCUUCCUGGGGCAGUGGUCAUGUGAGUCUAGUCCUUGCUUUACAAAGUGUACAGAAAUGGCAUUUACGUUUCUCUGAUGCUUCCUUGAAGCCAUAGAAUUUAGGGGCUUUUUUAAAAAAAUAAAAAAUGAAGCCAA
Molecule: messenger RNA, 2850 nt
Organism: Cynocephalus volans (Philippine flying lemur)
Lineage: Eukaryota; Metazoa; Chordata; Mammalia; Dermoptera; Cynocephalidae
Gene: CSNK1G2
Product: casein kinase 1 gamma 2
Exons: 11
Coding region: 473-1720 (415 amino acids)
Biological process (GO): positive regulation of canonical Wnt signaling pathway; signal transduction; peptidyl-serine phosphorylation
Cellular component (GO): nucleus; plasma membrane; cytoplasm
Molecular function (GO): protein serine/threonine kinase activity; ATP binding
Source: RefSeq, a predicted model, not a curated record